AUGCCGAUUUCGAACGAUUGGCUAUUACUUACGUACCUUUUUUUAAAUACGGCUAAAACCCGCCUUUCCUUUUUAAAUGCAAAGCUAGCAACAACGCUAAAUUUGUUAAAGAAACGCUCGCGCGGGCCGAAAAGGCCAGCAAAGCGGCGGGCAUUAAAUUUUGCCGUUUUUCCCAUCGUAGCGAAAAGGACAACAAUAACCCCAAUUGGCUUUUAUAUCCGGAGCCGUUUUUUAAAUUGGUUAAAAACCAAAAGCCGGAAAAUAAUAUCGAAGUUUAACGCCGGCUUAUCGGCUAGCAAUCCGCGCAAAAAGAAUUAUAAGCACGGCAUUUAA
Gaeumannomyces tritici R3-111a-1 is the source of this 333-nucleotide messenger RNA. RefSeq lists its product as hypothetical. Lineage: Eukaryota; Fungi; Ascomycota; Sordariomycetes; Magnaporthales; Magnaporthaceae. Bases 1 to 333 code for a protein of 110 amino acids. The record is from RefSeq and is a predicted model, not a curated record. The transcript is spliced from 4 exons.